GUGAUGAGACCUUACUACAACAUAUCUACAAACCCAAACCAAAACAAAGAAAGCAAAAGACAAUGUGACACAAAAACACAUGCAUAUGAUCAUACAUAUUUCACAAUCACACAUUACACUUUCCAAUUGCCAUAUACUAUAUAUAUACACUAGCAUAUAUAACUUGACAAUUUCAUUUUGUGACAUUUAAUUUUCAACAUUUUCUUUGUUUCAUUUUGAAGUCCUAGCUAGCUAGCUAGCUAGAUGGACUCUUUAUCUCCGUCCGGAAGUCAAAACGGGAGAGAGGCUCGUCGGCGCUAUUUAACGAAAGCGUUGUUCAAAGUGAACAUUCAAAACAGUUUGGGGCCGGUGCAGGUGGUGAUGCAGCCGGAAAACACCGCGGCCGAGCUGACAAAGGCGGCAAUAGCCGUUUACGUGAAGGAGAGGCGGCGGCCGUUGCUCGGGAGUGUUGACCCCGGUUGCUAUGACCUUCACUAUUCCCAAUUUAACCUCGAAAGUCUGAAGCCAGAGGAAAAGUUGGAGGACUUGGGGUCACGCAAUUUCUUUCUAUGCCCAAAAUUCAAUCUUGAAAACACUAAAUAAAAUUUGCAGUCAAUAAUACCUCCAAUAAGCAUUCUUCAGUUUUAUAAAUCUAGGACAUAAUUAAUUUGGAUAGUUUGAUGUGAUUGGAAAGGUUGAUCAAAGGCAUAUUAUCCGUUUUCUGUUUAUUGGUAGGAUGAUGAAAUUCAAAUGAAAUUGUAUGAAGUAUGAACCAACUACCAAGGUGCCAUUACCGAACUUAUUGUUAAUGUUCACCUGUUAGAAGAGUUCUUACAAUUCAAUUGUUGGUGAAUAUCAUUUUGUUUCUUACAAUAAAUAUAAGUAUAUUAUCAUUAUUUGACACAAUCUAAAUAUAGCAAUGCAUUUAGUGUUUCCCGCUAAUUGCUAAAGGCGUUACUAUCUAUUUUGCUCGAGAAGUUCACCCCACCGCCGGUGUGAAUAUAUGUACAUGAUU
Molecule: messenger RNA, 994 nt
Organism: Striga asiatica
Lineage: Eukaryota; Viridiplantae; Streptophyta; Magnoliopsida; Lamiales; Orobanchaceae
Source: the annotation of a GenBank genome assembly